Molecule: messenger RNA, 2353 nt
Organism: Rhopilema esculentum
Lineage: Eukaryota; Metazoa; Cnidaria; Scyphozoa; Rhizostomeae; Rhizostomatidae
Source: RefSeq, a predicted model, not a curated record
UUCAAUUUAUAAAACAUAAAGAAAGUGGUUGUUGUUAUGACAAGUGAGUGUAAACAUUUUGCAUCGCUUUGAAUCUUCCGAGAAGAUUUCGUUUUGCGUGCUUAUAGCCAAAGGACAGGUGAUCAAUUAUUUUAAGCUAUCUUUUCUUUACAUAAAGACAGUUUCAACAGUUAGUUAAUUGAUUCCUUGUAAGGUGGAUUUGCGUAUUGUUUCUCUGGUCAAAGAGUAUAAAAGGUGAAAUAAAAAUGUAAAGACCAGUUGAAUUUUGAUUUCCAAUCUUGGUGAAGGAAAAUAAGAAAAGAAAGGAUGUCGUUUUCUAACAAUUCUCUUUUAAUGGAGAAGAAUGGGACUGGGACUUUGAUCACAAGUUCCAACAUCAAUGCAACUGUUUCGUGUCAGAUGACACAAUAUGGCGAGAAUGAGAAAAUCAUAAUGCGAGUUUACUUGGUUGUUGUAUUUGUAUUUGCAGCCCUCGGGAAUGCCGUCAAUUGCUGCAUUUUAGGAAAAAAGAAGUUUCAACGUGGUGGCGAUGUCUUUGUGCUGUCUCUGGCUCUGUCCGACCUGAUUUACACAAUAAGCUUCCCGUUUAUUUUCUUUUUACGAAUGUCUGGUGUACAAAACCAUCACACAGUUUACACGGCAUCAAAGAUCUUCAUUUAUGGCAGCAUGGUAGUCACAACAUACACACACGCUGUUAUUUCCUGUGAUCGAUUCUGGGCCAUUGCGAAGCCUUUUCAAGCAAGAAGAAUUACAAAGACAAAGAAACUUCUUGCCUGUUCCUUGGUUUGGCUGUUUGGGUUUCUCUUUUCACCACUGUUUUUACUUCAGACAGCAGCCCUGACAACCCGUUCCCAAAUCGUUCAGCUGGUGAGGUGCUGCAUAGGGUGGGUCAUGCCAUUGGUUAUCAUGUGUGUCUUCUACAUCAGAUGUGCCAUUGCGCUCUCAGCACGAAACGUACCAUCAAACUCGGGAGCCAACAAAAGAUUCAAGGAUGCAAGGAAGAUCACAAAGAUGUUUUUUGUUAUCGUCCUGCUGUAUUGUAUUCUUACGAUGCCCAUCGUUAUAAGUCUGUUGGUCAGAGCAGUUGAUUUCUUGGUGUCCGAUUUUAAAGGAAUACGCUGUGGAGAUUAUUCUCUUUUGAUGCGUGUGCUAACACAUCUAAGUGUCUUCAACGGAUGUGUGAAUCCAAUAAUCUACGCAAGAAAUCAUCCAGACAUAAGGAGGUUUUUCAAAGGCGUUUUUGAAGCUUGCUUCUGUCAACACCAAUCUAAUAGCUUGUCAUUUCAUAAAGGUGCAGAGAUCAGAAGUUCUUCUUCAAAAGAGUCAAAAAUACAAGACGAUUAAUCAAUACCUGUGAUAUGUAAUCACACUCGGUUUCUUUUGCUUUCAUAUUUAUCAAUUCUUUUUUAACCUUUUUACGUUGCACCGUCAGCUGACUGUUUUUCUUGUGAUGAAUUUAUCAUCUAUAUAUUAACGAGACAAAAUUUACUGGCUGUGAUUAUAAGCUUGGAAUAAAACCAAUUUUUAGCUGACUAUUCUUUGAAGUAUAAGAUGACGCCAAAAAUAACCUAGCUUUCCUUAGCUGUCUUUAAUCUUACCGUAUUUUCAAUUAUCCAGUUUUUUCUGUAUUUGUAAGUAGCUGUUGCAACAAUUCCAAAAUUCCAUACCACAAAAACCAAACGUUUUAUUGCUCAUUUCUCUUCUUUGUAUUGGGUUUUCGUCCUCAUUUAAUAUCAGAAAACCAGUAAAUGGUUUGUACAUACCUCCAAAGUUUGUUAUUGAAAUCGGAAAUUACGUUGCAAGAAUUGAACAAAGUUUUUUUAUUAACUUCGUCAAUAUUUUUGUGAAAGGUUAAUCCAAUCCAUCUUCCUUUAAGAACUGUGAUUGAACUAGACACCUUAAACGACUGUAUCAGCGAUAUGUGAUUUCCUGUGUUAAUACACUAGUGCUGCUGCCUAAAUUCAGCACUCAUAUCUCACCUCUAUACCACCAUAAAAGGAGUUUAUUGAAUAAACAAGUAGCUAAAACUUUGUAAUUGAUGUAUUGGUAGCAAUAAUUAAGCCUGUAUGAUUGAUGUAUGGGUAGCAAAAUGGGGAAGCAUAAUGAAAUUUUAUUUAAGGUUUGGGAUCGGCAUUUUAGAAAUCAUUCAAAAACGAUAAUAAUACUUGCAGUUAUAUUUGAGCAACUGUAUAAUCUUAUAUGAUAACUGUCAUUAUAAUAUGAUACUAUAUGAUACAAUAUUGUAGACAAGUGUAUUACGGAGUAAUGAGCAUGUAUUUGCAAUGAAAAAAUGUUAGCUAUUUGGCUUUGCUUAGUUGCUGCGUAUAACUGCAAAAAAGUUUCCUUCCAGACA